Messenger RNA from Numida meleagris (helmeted guineafowl), 2640 nucleotides. It is a transcript of the gene ADRA1B, whose product is annotated as adrenoceptor alpha 1B. The transcript has 2 exons. Gene Ontology annotation, cellular component: membrane. NCBI's taxonomy places the organism in Eukaryota, Metazoa, Chordata, Aves, Galliformes, Numididae. The record is from RefSeq and is a predicted model, not a curated record. Gene Ontology annotation, molecular function: alpha1-adrenergic receptor activity. Bases 545 to 2068 code for a protein of 507 amino acids. Gene Ontology annotation, biological process: cell-cell signaling; adenylate cyclase-activating adrenergic receptor signaling pathway; phospholipase C-activating G protein-coupled receptor signaling pathway.
UGUGGAAGCUUUAACUUGAACCGCAUUGCCCUCUAGCGCUGCGCCGGGGCCGCCCCGUGAUGUCAGCCGCACAGCGGCGUGAGCGCAGGCAGCCGGCUCCCGCAGCGCUCCUAAAUGCUGACAAACCCCGCUCGGAGACGCAUGUCACAGCAGCUAGACAGGGGCAUCCUUCCAGCAGAGCCACAAAUGCACAAGGGAAAACAGUAAACCUGUCUUUUAUUUCAGGGACGUCAUGAUCAAAACAGCUACUUUCGAGAUCCGGCCAAGACUUCUGCCUGCUAAUUUCUGUUGAAACGAGUUGAUGUGAGAAAUUAAGCGAGUUUGAACAGGCUAUUAUUUCUGACAGGCUUCAGAGGACUUCACGCUGUGCAAGUUUUAUGUGCUGAAAGCUAACAGCUUGCAGGAGAGAUGAGUUCUCAAUCAAAAACUGGCCGGGGCUUUGCAGCGACUUCUUGGGUGGAGAGAUAACUUUCAACUGAACUCAACCAUCUGCGUGCCCUGCACAGGAUCCAAUCAUAACCUGCUAUGGAGAAUUAUUUUUAAGAUGAGUUCCUACCUUGGUGUGGAAUCCAAUUCAUCAAUCCCUGGAUAUUUGAAGGCGUCUGCAUUAAAUAUUGGCAAUCUUUCUGCAAACAACUCCAAUGAGACAACAAGCAAUCUGGAUUCACCUACCUUGGAUAUCAGUAGGGCGAUAACUGUGGGGCUAAUCCUAGGUGCCUUUAUACUCUUUGCUAUUAUAGGUAAUAUUUUGGUAAUUCUCUCUGUUGCUUGCAAUAGACAUUUAAGAAUCCCUACGAACUAUUUCAUAAUUAACCUUGCAAUAGCAGAUUUGUUGCUGAGUUUUACUGUCCUUCCAUUCUCUGCUACACUGGAAAUCCUUGGCUACUGGGUUUUGGGGAGGAUAUUUUGUGAUAUCUGGGCAGCAGUUGAUGUGCUCUGCUGUACAGCUUCUAUUUUAAGUCUGUGUGCAAUCUCCAUAGAUAGAUACAUAGGAGUACGUUAUUCUCUCCAGUAUCCAACUUUGGUAACAAGAAGAAGAGCAAUUCUAGCUCUCCUAGGUGUCUGGGUCCUUUCCAUGGUAAUUUCUAUUGGGCCUCUUUUGGGCUGGAAAGAACCAGCACCCAAGGAUGAUAAAGAAUGCCGUAUCACUGAAGAACCAUUCUAUGCUUUGUUUUCUUCCUUGGGGUCAUUUUACAUUCCUUUAAUUGUCAUCCUCGUGAUGUACUGUCGGGUCUACAUAGUCGCCAAAAGGACUACAAAAAAUCUGGAAGCUGGGGUUAUGAAAGAAAUGUCCAACUCCAAGGAGCUGACCUUACGGAUCCAUUACAGGAACAUUCAUGAGGACACGUUAAACAGCAACAAAUCCAAGGGUCACAAUCCCAGAAACUCCUUAGCUCUCAAACUUCUAAAAUUCUCUAGAGAAAAGAAGGCAGCCAAGACACUGGGAAUUGUGGUUGGCAUGUUUAUCUUGUGCUGGCUACCUUUCUUCAUUGUUCUGCCACUAGGAUCUCUGUUUUCAGCUCUGAAGCCCCCUGAAAUAAUCUUCAAGGUGAUUUUUUGGCUUGGCUACUUUAACAGCUGCUUGAAUCCAAUCAUCUACCCUUGCUCAAGCAAAGAGUUCAAGAGAGCUUUCAUACAGAUUCUAAAAUGUCAGUGCCACCGACGAAAGCAGUUGGGAUGGUGGGCCUACAGCUACAGGAACUGGAAUCGGUGCUCCUUUGAACACCCUCGGAAGGACUCUCUGGAAGACAGUGGGAGUUUCCUAAGUGGCAGUCAGAGGACAUUAUCUUCAGCAUCUCCCAGCCCUGGCUACCUGAGCAAAAUCACUCAUCCACAUAUGGAAAUGUGCACAUUCCAGGAAUGGAAAAACCCCAGCUCUUUCCUGAGCCCCUUACAAGAAGGCAGCAGGCAAAAGGACCCAUGCCAAUUCUUUACCUUCAAUCUCUUAACAGAGCGCAAUGGACACAUUGCUGCUAGCAGCCAAGCCUCCAGCAAUGGAGACCAUGAGGACAUCUGUGACACCAUGAAUGGUAAAACAGACUGUAGAGCAAACAUCAUGCUGGAAUGAAUGGAUUCUAAUCAGUCUGCACAGAUUCUGUUCUCUUCAUACACUAACCUCUAACAUUUCCCCCAGGCGAAGAAAUGGACCACUGCGCAAUUUCUCAGCGUGGCACUAGAAGGAAGCCAACAAGGAAUAGGCAGAUUACAGUCCCAAGAAUGGAAAAGUCUCGAGGCUAACUGUGUUCCCAGUAAAUUGCCAAAGAGGCUACAGAAACAAAUACGGAAUGCAGAGAAGUGGCUGGAUAAACCCAGGGAAGUGCACGGCCAAUUAUUCAGCUAUUGUGGUAGCGCUGUAGAACAGCCGAACACACAUGUAUAUAGAAAGAAUGUAUAAAUACAGGGGAGAGCAAGGGAAACAUGUAUGAAAGUUUGUGUGUACGUGUGUGCUAGCCGCAUGUUUGGAUGCCUGAGAGUGGAAGUGGGCAGUGCAGUUGUACAGCGUUGUUUGUACCUCUCCAGGGCGCUAGCUGCUGCUGAUUUUGCCUGUAAAAUUCCGAUUGUUGUUGUACUUCACUGUACAUUAGCACUUUAGAAAUGGAAAACAAUGUCAAAGAUUAAAGUGAUUUCGCAACAGUUUAA